AUGGCUGCCCGUAGCGCCGCUCUUAAGAUCGACUGGGUCAAGACGACCAGCUCUCUCGGCCUCCGCGGCCAGACCGCUGCUUCUCUCCAGGCUUUCAAGAAGCGUAACGACGAUGCGCGCCGCAAGGUCCAGCUCCUUUCCGAGCAGCCCCAGACCGUCGACUUCUCCCGUUACCGCAGCGUCCUGAAGAACCAGGCUGUUGUCGAUGAGCUCGAGAACCAGUUCAAGAACUUCAAGCCCGCCACCUACGAUGUUGCCCGCCAGCUGAAGGCCAUUGAUGCUUUCGAGUCCCAGGCUGUCCAGAGCGCUGAACAGACCAAGGGCAAGGUUGAGGCUGAACUCCGCAACCUCGAGAAGACCCUUGAGAAUAUCGAGACCGCCCGUCCCUUCGAUGAACUCACUGUUGACGAGGUUGCUGCCGCUCAGCCCGAGAUUGACGAGAAGACCGCCUCCCUUGUCUCCAAGGGCCGAUGGAUGCCCGCCGGAUACAAGGAACGCUUCGGCGACAUGUCUGUCGUUUAAAUUAGCGCAUCCCUUUGUAUCACUUUUUGUUACCCUUAUCCCUCGACCAAUUUCAUCACACGACAACUAUUUCCUUCCCAGUCAAGCGUAUUUAGCUCUAUACCUGGCAGUGUGAUUCGGUUGUCGGGUUGUGUAUAGAACCUGUUCAAUUUAGAAGUUAUAUGAAGUCUAUCAAAUCGUAGUCAUGAGAAGGUCUUAGUCGGGCUGACGUUUGAUGCUUUGGAUUUUACCAGUUAAUAGGGUAUUGACUUGUAAUCUACAAAUCGGCCACUGAGCCGUAAAUUUAAUUGGUCAUGAUAUUGUUAUACUUGCAUGAACAUGUUUACAUUAUUUGUUCAUCAACAAGUACGGAUACAAGUAUAUCAAGGUAUC
Molecule: messenger RNA, 894 nt
Organism: Aspergillus versicolor CBS 583.65
Lineage: Eukaryota; Fungi; Ascomycota; Eurotiomycetes; Eurotiales; Aspergillaceae
Product: F1F0 ATP synthase subunit d
Exons: 4
Coding region: 1-522 (173 amino acids)
Biological process (GO): proton motive force-driven ATP synthesis
Molecular function (GO): proton transmembrane transporter activity
Source: RefSeq, a predicted model, not a curated record